This is a messenger RNA of Penicillium taxi, 1512 nucleotides long. RefSeq names its product 40S ribosomal eS7 domain-containing protein. The transcript is spliced from 7 exons. NCBI's taxonomy places the organism in Eukaryota, Fungi, Ascomycota, Eurotiomycetes, Eurotiales, Aspergillaceae. The record is from RefSeq and is a predicted model, not a curated record. Gene Ontology annotation, biological process: translation; ribosomal small subunit biogenesis; rRNA processing. Gene Ontology annotation, cellular component: ribosome; small-subunit processome; cytosolic small ribosomal subunit. Gene Ontology annotation, molecular function: structural constituent of ribosome; GTPase activity; GTP binding. The coding region runs from base 1 to 1512 and encodes 503 amino acids.
AUGUCCGACCAGGUUAAUUCAAACGCUCCGAAGCCGAGCAGCAGUGUCAAGCUCGUGUUGUUGGGAGAGGCUGCUGUGGGCAAGUCUUCUCUUGUCCUUCGAUUUGUCAACAAUGAUUUCCAGGAGAAUAAAGAACCCACUAUUGGCGCUGCUUUUUUGACACAGAAAUGCUCGCUUCCUACGCGUACAAUCAAGUUUGAGAUUUGGGAUACGGCCGGCCAAGAGCGCUUUGCGUCGCUUGCCCCGAUGUACUACCGUAAUGCGCAAGCCGCACUUGUGGUUUACGAUGUCACCAAGCCUUCCUCGCUUAUUAAGGCGAAGCACUGGGUAGCUGAGCUCCAGCGCCAGGCAAGUCCCGGUAUUGUCAUCGCUCUCGUCGGUAAUAAGCUGGACUUGACCAACAGCGGUGAUGCCUCUGGUCCCGCUUCUGAAGGAGAACCCGAGUCGGCUGGACCCGACGGGGACGAGGCAGUCGGCGAGGAAAAUGAGGAGCAAGAUUCUGGCGAUGCGCGCAAGGUUUCGACCCGCGAAGCAACCUCAUAUGCGGAAGAGGAGGGCCUGUUGUUCUUCGAGACUAGUGCGAAAACUGGAACUAAUGUGGUAGAUGUCUUUACUGCCAUUGCGAAUGCCAUACCAGAGAGCAGCCUGAAGACUGGCCGGGGUGCCGCAGGUGCUGGUCAAUCUGCACUAGGAAGCCGCUCUGCAGAGGACUCUCGAGUGAAUCUGGGCGAUCGUAAUGCUGCGACAGCCAAGGAGGGCUUAUGGGGUAUAUAUUCGGCCAAUCAAAGGAAGACCCACUUUUAUUACCCAAGCGAAGCCCACAGCAAAUUCACAUCUGGUUCUCGAGAUCACCUCCCCUCCGCCGACCACCUCAACCAGCACUACCGCAGCACCUCGUCGCUCGCAAUCAUGGCUGCCAUCAACAAGAUUGCUCUCAACUCGCCCUCCCGGCAGAGCCCCUCCGAGCUCGAGAACGCGAUUGCCGGCGCUCUUUUCGACCUCGAGAGCAACACACAGGACCUCAAGGCCAACCUGCGCCCCUUGCAGUUCGUCUCUGCCCGUGAGGUUGAGGUCGGCCACGGCAAGAAGGCCAUCGUUAUCUUCGUCCCUGUCCCUCUCCUCCAGGGCUUCCACAAGAUCCAGCAGCGCCUGACCCGUGAGCUCGAGAAGAAGUUCUCUGACCGCCACGUCCUCUUCGUUGCUCAGCGCCGCAUCCUGCCCCGCCCCAAGCGCUCCGUCAACUCCCGCUCCACCCAGACCCAGAAGCGCCCCCGCUCCCGCACUCUGACCGCUGUGCACGAGGCUAUCCUCACCGACCUCGUCUACCCGGUUGAGAUCGUUGGCAAGCGCAUCCGCACCAAGGAAGAUGGCAGCAAGACCCUGAAGGUUGUCCUGGACGAGAAGGAGAAGGGCGGUGUCGACCACCGUCUCGAUGCCUACGGCGAGGUCUACCGUCGGUUGACGGGCCGUUCCGUCGUGUUCGAGUUCCCCCAGAGCGGCGCCGAGUACUAA